UUUGGUACUUUAAACAUGAUUAAUGAUGUUUUAAUUGAAACUUGUGAUUGGUACAUAAUUACACCAGAUAUUAAUGCACUUUCCUAUAUUGAAGAAAAACAUUAUCGGAAAAUAAUUAAGACGAUGCAUCAGUUUCAUCCAGAAUUGAAUAGAUAUACCGGAGUUUAUAGGUGUUCUGAUAAUAUCAAUAAUUUCAAAAUAAGGGUCAAAAUCAAGGAAAUACCCGACAUAGCUCUAGCCGCAGAGUCAGACCUUACUGAAGGUUGGGAAAUCAAAGAAUUCAAAUGGCAACAAAAAAUUUUCAACAAUUUCGAAAAACAGUUUUACGGACAGGAAAAAAAUUGCAUCACCGAUGUGGAAAAACAAUAUCAUUCAAUAAUCAAGAAUUCGGUUACAUCACCGGACGACAAGAUGUUGUUUAGCUACGUCGAUAACGACAAUUUCGAUCAUACGAUUGAAAACGCUUCUUUAAUGAAAAGCAAAUUGAAAGUGAAACAAACUAAAGAAGACACUCUGGAAGAGAUUGUGGAUGUUAUAAAUGAAUUCGAUUACGAGUAUUUCUUGCAGCAGAGUUUGGACGAUCUUGGAAUAUCCGAGGAGAUUGUGAGCAUGUACAUCAUGGCAGAUGCGGGGGAAUACGUACAAGAAAACUGGAUAAAGUUUGAACACAUCAUAUGCGUUGUGAAAUAUGAUAGAGAAAGGAACGUUUUGAGAGUAUACCCGGACUUUUCAAAAGAUAUUCCGUAUCACCUACAAAUAGACAACGAUAUAUCGAGGAAUUUUUAUUUUUUCAUCGAGAACGCAUCUGAGAGUAUACCGGAAGACCUGUCGCAGAUAGAAGGCCAGAUUUUCAAGAAGAUCGCCGACUAUAGGAACUCAUUGAAGAAUAUUUCGCUCAGCACCGAUUUCGAACUGCCCUCUAGAAACAAAUUAGAAGUGCAUAUUUUUUUCGAGAUAGUUUCGGGAGAAGGCUUCGAGUACAACGACAUCUACGUCAAAUACUUUGUAGAGUUGCCUGACAAGUGGACUUGCAAAAAACCCGAAUCGCUAGAAGGGUCGACUCAAACUUGCAGAGCAAGAUAUGAAGGAGAGCUUUUGGUUUUUGGGCAUGUGUUCGACGUGGUGUUAGAAUAUGACAUCCAGGAUUUUGCUGUUGUGGGUUUUCCGGAGUACCCCUGCAUAUAUUUUGAGGUCAUUUCGAAGGGAACGUGGGAGAGAUACAGGUGCGAGGGUCUCACUUACCACUGUCUACCGAUAGCCAAACCUGGAAUAUACGAAUACCACCUUCCAUGCUUCCGUUUUUCAGAAGGGGUCAUUAGCGAACUGAGACGCUUCUUCAUAGGCGACUGUUCGAAUUACAGUGAUAUAACCUGGAUUGGGCUGCCAAAAUCCACGGAGGGUUCCGUAUUCAAUAAAUUUGGAAUUCGUACUGUAGGUACUGGUACUCUCAAUAUAAGGAUGAAUAUGAUUCAUCAAUCUCAAGCCUUCCUAACGAAGUACAACGAAACUGAAGUGAUUAAAAGCAAGGAAAAGUUUAUAUUCGAGAAGCUCAACUCUUCUUCUCUAGUCAAGAGUGUGGAACAAGUGUUAGAGGCUUUUAGGAGAGCGAGAAGGAAUAUGAUCGAAGCAAGACAGAAGUGAUGAAUAAUCAGUUAAAAUUUCUCAAAUGGAAUGCGAGUCAGUGGCGCCACCUGUUUCGAAGCGCGGUACUUCACGACCGUCCCUCGUAUAUGUAUAUAUUGUAUAAUUUUUCACCAAUAAAAGAUAGUUGAUCGAG
Molecule: messenger RNA, 1777 nt
Organism: Harmonia axyridis
Lineage: Eukaryota; Metazoa; Arthropoda; Insecta; Coleoptera; Coccinellidae
Gene: Mks1
Product: Meckel syndrome type 1 protein
Exons: 8
Coding region: 16-1641 (541 amino acids)
Biological process (GO): cilium assembly
Cellular component (GO): MKS complex
Source: RefSeq, a predicted model, not a curated record